This is a messenger RNA of Ruditapes philippinarum (Manila clam), 868 nucleotides long. RefSeq lists its product as uncharacterized. The transcript is spliced from 6 exons. NCBI's taxonomy places the organism in Eukaryota, Metazoa, Mollusca, Bivalvia, Venerida, Veneridae. The coding region runs from base 97 to 705 and encodes 202 amino acids. The record is from RefSeq and is a predicted model, not a curated record. Gene Ontology annotation, cellular component: plasma membrane.
GUUCGCAAGCCCUAUAAAAGUGGAAAUGUCGGAUGACAAAAUUCAUAAGGAGCUCGAUUUACUGAUACUUCGUAGCAAAGGAGACAUAGAAGAAAUAUGGCAACAAAAAUGAUAUUUGCGAUUAUUUUGGCCGUCACGGUGUUCAUUUCAGCAACUCACGCUGGCACUGGUUAUAUCGGUUGUUUCCAAGACAAUUCGACAAGGAUUUUAGAAGGUGCAAUGACUAAAGGCAGUAUGACGGUGGAGAAGUGUGUACAAAGAUGUAGUAUGGAAAGAAAGUUGUUCGCAGGUGUUGAGAUUGGUAAUCAAUGUUUUUGUGGUUCUCAAUUAAGGCCAUAUGCAAAACGUCCUGAAACAGAAUGUAAUUCUGUAUGUGGAACAUCGGGCCAGAAAUGUGGUGGAUUUUGGAAAAUAUCAUUGUAUAACACAAACAGAUAUCUUGGAUGUUAUGUUGACUCCAAAUCCAGAAUUCUAAAUGAAAAAUCUACCAAUAACAACCAGAUGACGACGGCAUCGUGUAUUGCUUUCUGCAAAGGUCACGGACUCAAAUAUGCUUUGACCCAGUAUUCUAAACAAUGUUUCUGUGGAAACAGCUUAACAAAUGUACAGAAGGCACCUGACAGCGAAUGUAGCUAUGCUUGCGAAGGUGAAAAAAGUGAAAAAUGUGGAGGGUUUUGGAGAGGGUCUUUAUACCUUGUUGUUUAAAUGGUGUGUUUCUAAUUGAACUGUUAUGAGCACACAGAUCAAAUGUACAAGAGGUCCAAAUGGACAAUCACACGACUAAAUUCUAGAUCAAAAUGACUUCAUUUACAUAUCUUUUAUGUUAAACAAAUUAUGGUUUGUAAUUGAAUAAAUCUCAUGAAAAAGA